Molecule: messenger RNA, 963 nt
Organism: Trypanosoma grayi
Lineage: Eukaryota; Euglenozoa; Kinetoplastea; Trypanosomatida; Trypanosomatidae
Exons: 1
Source: RefSeq, a predicted model, not a curated record
AUGGCGGCCACUCCGGCAAUCCUUAAUUGUCCUGCUGGGAAACGAUGUGCAAAGAGACGUCGGCGUUACCUAACUCUCGUCAUCUUGCUGUUUCCGUUACUCCUUUUAGUGGCUUCGUUCUUCGUUGAAGAGCAAGUGCUGGAGGAAAAUAAUCGAGGGGGCCACUGCAGGGAGACAGCAGACGGACGCUGCGCAUUGCCCAUUGGGGCAGAACCCGAUCUGGCUCCGUGGUUGGAGUCCGUCCUUCAAGCGCAAGUGCUGCGCAGCACCUCGGCUAAUGGGGGAGACUGCAGCUGGAUUAUGGCCCCUGAGGGGGAAACGAUGCGGUUGGCUCCAGCGUGCGCCGUGGACGGCAGUGGUGCAGGGCUCGACAAGCCACGCUGCUCGAGCCAAGAUCUGGCUGCUGGGAGUUUGCAAGUUAAUGGAGGAGCCACACGCGCGUGGUGCGUCACGAGAGGCUUCCAGCCCAAGUGCCACAUUCAGAACAUGAUAGUGUCGAAUGGAAACUUCUUCACUUUCAAGGGCGAAAAUUCAAGUAUACCAGCUAAACUGUUUCCUGCCGAUGCGACGCGGGAGGGAUUGGCAAGGUACCACAGAUACCGUGGGCAUCCGGUGCGCGAGUUCGUGCCUCUGGUAGAGCGCGGUUCUUCCAUCUUGCACUAUUGCAGAUACGUGGUGAAAUGGCCGGCGGUGUUUCUGUACCGCGCCAGCGGACACUCGACCUAUCACCUAUGGCUGAAUAACUUGGGACCAUUUUUCGCCACGUUGCAUGAUGACUUUAGAAAGAAAAAAGUGGUAAAAGAAAAAGGUGUUUUUGACGGCGAACUUCCGUUGAUCAUCGCGGUUGACGACAAGCCGCGGACUGGCCCCCGGUCACCCCUCUUGUUAAAUGAGUUGUUGCACCAUUUCACGGGUAUACCGAUACUUAACGCCUCGGAGUUCUCCGAACCUACGUGCUUCCCC